Osmia lignaria (orchard mason bee) is the source of this 3004-nucleotide messenger RNA. Its product is annotated as synaptogenesis protein syg-1. Gene Ontology annotation, molecular function: cell adhesion molecule binding. Gene Ontology annotation, cellular component: plasma membrane; cell-cell junction. The record is from RefSeq and is a predicted model, not a curated record. Lineage: Eukaryota; Metazoa; Arthropoda; Insecta; Hymenoptera; Megachilidae. Gene Ontology annotation, biological process: cell-cell adhesion.
AGAUCCCCGUUCGCGGAGUUUCAUUCGAAUUUCACAACUGCUCAUUCCGUCUUAUGUGCUUCGCCAGGAAGAUCACCGACGUUGUUUUAAAUAAUGUUGAUUAUGAAAAAUAAUUAUAAACUUCGCGUUAAUUUUUAAAUCGUAACAUAAAGAACAUCGGUUGAUCUACACACAGUGUGAUUAUUUUUAAGAACAAAUACCGUGAAAGUGUUUCGAACCUCAGUGCACAGUGUUUAUAGUGAAAGUAUUUUAUAACAAAGUAAUUUUAUUACAAACUGAUAUAAAAGGAAAGAGUUAAGUCUUUGUACUUGAUAGUAAAAGAAGCGUGUUGUGCUUGCCUCGGUUUGAAACUUCAAGAAAUAAAAUUAUGAAAUAAAAACUAUUACCAUCUGAAUUGAAAUCAACUUAAGACAUUUCAAAAUGAAAUUCAGCUAUUUUCAACGGGUUCUUCCAAUAGUAUUUUUAAUAAUUGCUCAAAUAACCGGGGAACAAAGAUUCGCAGAAACUCCAGCUUUGUACUCGGAAGUGUCCUCCGGGGAUGACGUGCAACUGCGAUGCAGGGUGCAAGACAAACGCGGUCAGUGCAUCUGGCAGAAGGACCGGAAGCCGGUGGGCAUGCAUCCGGACAAAUACGAAUGGGCCAGCGGGCGGGGUAGCGAUUGCACCCUUCUAAUCAGGAGAGCCUCCCUCGAUUUCGACGAUGGUUACUGGGAAUGUCAAGUGACUUCUGGCGAUUUCACGCGACAGGAUGCUCUAACUUCUUUACCAUCGCGUUUGCUCGUUAGAGUGAAACCCCGGAAGCCACGGCUGGAAUAUGGGGGGACGAUUUUAAACAACGCCCUGACUUUAAGGGAGGGUCAGGAAGUUACCAUUUCCUGUGUAUCGAGAUAUGGAAAUCCGGCUGCCCUUAUAAAGUGGUACAUAGGCGGAGACGAAGUGGAAGCUUUAAGGGAACAGACGAACGCGACGGAAGUGGACAGCCCGAAAACCUGGGCUGCCCACAGUCUCCUACGAGUUCGUGGACAAAGAGAGAACCAUGGUCUACCGAUUCGUUGUAUCACGAUCCAUCCGUCCAGCGUCGUUCCAGCUUCUGCGGAAACGCGACUGGAUGUUCAUUAUUCGCCAGAGGUGAGGAUCGAGACGAAGCCUCGUCUGCUGGUUGCGGCUCUCGAGGAUUCGGCCAGUUUUAUGAGCCUGAAAUGCUUCGCGGACAGCAAUCCCAGCGGAACGAUCAAGUGGUUCAAGGAUUCAGCUGGCAUCAUAGUAACGAGCAACGUGGUAUCGUUGAUGUUAAACAGAACGCAGCAGAACAGUACUUUGACGGGGUCCGAGUUAAGAUUCGAGCCGGUCAAGAGAAACGACGCCGGUCUCUAUUCUUGCAAGGCGGUCAACGUUAUCGGUGAAAGCACCGCGGCUAACUACAGGCUGGACGUACAAUACGGGCCUAGAUUGAAGUUGGAGAACACUGUCAAUGAAACGUUGAAGAAAUUGGAAGAGACCACUCUACUUGCCACCACUUUGGAACCAUUCGAAUGCGACGAAUUCGAGGCUAACCCACCAGCCCAAUACAGAUGGGUACAUCUUCGCGGUGGGAUCACCGAGACCAUCGAGAAUCCUCUUCAGAACAAGGAAGGUGGUAAACGGUUGCGUCUGGAGAACGUAAUGUGGUCCGACGAGGGGGAAUAUCGAUGCGUUGCGUUCAACGUGAUCAACGGAGUGCGCAGAGAAAUGCCCAGCGAGGCUCGUUACCUGCUCCAUGUAACCGGCCCACCUGAGAUACAGGCGAGGCCUUCUUCCGGUGAUAAAGGUUUCUACGAGUCGCUAGGAUGGGCAGGAGAAUCCGAACACGUUCUUAAAUCUCGUUUCUGCUCGAGACCGCCACCCAGAUUGGUUGCUUGGCAGUGGGGAAGUUCGCACAUCAGAGCUGGAGAAAGUAUUCAUCCAAAAUACGAGGCUCUACCUUUAGAACACAUCAAGGAGAACGAGAUGCUGACAAAUUGUUACUGGGCAAAGUUGGUGAUCAAGGAUUUGCAAAAAGAGGAUGCACGAAUGUACACUCUUCUGGUGGAGAGCGAGAAGGGUAGAGAUUCGACCAACGUUAAAUUGUUGGUUCGGGAUCCAACUGAGAUGAGGGUGAUCGCAGCAGCAGCUGCGGUUGGUCUCCUUUUUCUUCUACUUCUAAUAUCGAUCGCAGUGUACUCGUUGUUAAGACUGAAGAACCGGCGAUAUCGUCGAGAAGAAGAGGAGGGAAGCAUCGCGGCAGAUGCAUUUUACAGUAAUACAACGCCAACGGAAAGGCAGAAGAAUAACAACUCGGCGCAGAGUAAAGGAUUCGGUAGAAAAACGAACUCGGAGGGUGGGCUGGCUGUCACUUAUGACUAUGAUCAGAUCACGAAACAGGUGCGGGCUAUGAGUCCGGAAGCUUUGAAAGUCAGACGUGCACCAGCUGUUCUUCAACCACCGACCAUUGUGUAACUGUUAACGUGCUCAUUGCCAUGACGUUCGUGAACGAGCUACACUGAACUGUCCUCUUCUUUCUCACUGACAUCUCCUUACAAGCUGCUCGUUUUAACGGGGACAAUAUUUUUAUUGGACGGUCGUAAAGAUAAACGAAGAUAAGAGUUCUAAUUCAAUGCUCUUCACCUUGGUUCAUUUGGCAAUAUUGACCGGAUAUUGUCAUAGUUGGCAAUUUUGUAUUAAAAUUGUAUAUAUGUGAUAACUUUACAAACAUUACCGGAUAGUUUAUUAAUUGCUACUUAAGAAUUUUAUUUCAUUAUCAAGGUUGAAUCAUUUGUUGUUAUCAUUGUUGCAUUUAAGUUUUAACUUAAGUUGUAUGAAAGACAGAGAAAGAGAUUUUAUGUGAAUGUUUGGAAAAAUUAGCAAAGGACAAAGUGUUUCUUGGUGAAACUGAUCUCUUUGUUGAGUGCGUUUCUGUAAUAUAAGAGUUUUCUUUCAGUGACUUAUAUUAACGGCUGUACUUAAGAUUCUAUUUUUAUGUAAAGAA